Candidula unifasciata is the source of this 594-nucleotide messenger RNA. The record is from the annotation of a GenBank genome assembly. NCBI's taxonomy places the organism in Eukaryota, Metazoa, Mollusca, Gastropoda, Stylommatophora, Geomitridae.
AUGGCUCCGAAAGCAAAGAAACCCGCAGCGAAGGCUCCAGCAGCAAAGGAGGAGAAGAAGGAAGCAGCACCUGCAAAGGCCGCAGCUCCUGCUAAAUCUGCUGCACCAAAGACAUCAAAGGCUGCAGCUAAGGCUGCUGCACCACCCAAAGUUGAUGCUGGUGUAGUCAAGGCUAAAGAUAAGGCACUGAGGGCCAAAAAGUCUGUUGUCCGCGGAACUCAUGAUAAAAAAAAUCGUAAAAUCAGGACGUCUGUCCAUUUCCGCCGACCCAAAACACUGAAGCUGCCCAGGGCUCCUAAAUAUCCACGUAAAAGUGUCAACAAGACCAACAAACUUGAUCAGUACUGUCUGAUCAAGCAUCCAUUGACCACUGAGUCGGCCAUGAAGAAGAUUGAAGAUAACAACACACUGGUCUUCAUUGUUGACAAGCGGGCCAACAAGCCAAUGAUUAAGUUGGCAGUCAAGAAGCUGUACGAUAUUGAAGUCGCAAAAGUCAACACACUCAUUCGCCCUGACUGCGAGAAGAAAGCCUAUGUAAGGAUAGCUCCUGAUUAUGAUGCAUUGGACAUUGCAAACAAGAUUGGCAUCAUCUAA